Messenger RNA from Uranotaenia lowii, 1973 nucleotides. It is a transcript of the gene nopo, whose product is annotated as E3 ubiquitin-protein ligase TRAIP. The transcript has 3 exons. Lineage: Eukaryota; Metazoa; Arthropoda; Insecta; Diptera; Culicidae. The record is from RefSeq and is a predicted model, not a curated record. Bases 89 to 1447 code for a protein of 452 amino acids.
UCCGUCCCCGUGCAUGCGCCGUCCGUUGUAAACAUCAGUAACGUUAAAUGAAAAUAUUUUUUAAUUGUAGUUUAUAAUUUAAAAUACGAUGAAUUUAACUUGUGCAAUUUGUUCGGAUUUGUUCAUGCCGUCAGAUGAUAUCCACAUGACGCCAUGUGGACAUUCCUUUCAUUACACUUGUCUGUUGCAAUGGCUACAAAGGUCCAAAUCCUGUCCGCAGUGUCGCAACAAAUGCCACGAAAAAAGCCUCAUUAAAGUUUAUUUCAACAUAGCAUCGAAUGCCGAUGCACCGGAGGACACAGCUACACUUCUUCAUAAACUGGACAAUAUGACAUUAUUGAUGCGCGAAAAGGAAAAAAAGCUUAACGACUAUGAACAGAAAGACAGUGCUAAUAAAGUUGAGCGUAAAAAGAUGAAAAAGACAUUGACUGCUCUUGAGGAUAUGGUCAAAUCCAAAGAUUUUACAAUCACAGCCUACAAGCAGGAAGUGGACAUGCUUCGUGGCGACCGGGCUCACAUGCAGAAACUGCAGACGGAGCUGAAGGAACUGAAAUCGAAAAUGGAUCUGAUGUCUACUGUUGAGCACGUGAUAUCAGCCACGGCAAAGGAAGUCGAAGAAAUGUUGACCCAAGAAAAUAACUCUAGGACUCUGGCUGUUCUGGUCGCAUCCCUCAAGCGGGAACUCAAAGGAUGCGAUUCCAAGAAGAACGAAAUGCGCGACCGCAUGAAGUCCAUCCAAAACGAUUUGCACGAUGAACGUACCCGGCGAAAACAGCUGGAGGAAAAACUGUCCACCGCCGAAAGCGAAAAUUAUCGCCUCGAGCAGGAAAUCAAAAAGUUGGAAAGGCGUGUGUUGAACGCAUCAAACGAUAGCGAGUCGGAUUCAAUUGUUCUAGCGACCCCCGAUCAGCCAGUCAAGCGGAAACGAAUCGAACUGGAUAUGGACAUGAGUACUCCUAUGUCCGAUAAAGUUCGAAACAUAUUGCAAUCAGAUUCGCCUUAUCUUGACAUCAAGGCUAGUAGUAUUGGAUUGGCACCGCUGCGACGAGCUGGCCUUAGUGCAGCGAUCGUCAAACCAAAGGACAAUCGCACAGGGACUCAAUCUACUGCCAAAACGCAAAACGAUCUGAGUGAGAAGUUCUCCAUUCUUCGAAAACCACGAUUGGAUAUGAAAUUAUGUGCGAUGCCGAACAACAUGAUUUUCAACGGAUUGGGUGGAUCAGAGAAAAAGGAAAACUUCGAAGGAUUCCCCGAACCAAAACCGAAACCGACAACCAGUACUAACAUGGCGAUAGAAAAAGGAGCAGCGUUGAAAACUGCUAGCAACAGCAGUACCACGGCCCGACUGAAGGCUGGCAAAUUGACGAGACACCCGUCGAAGAACAAUAUUGGUUCCGCUUCCAACAGACGAAUGGAUGAUUUCCUAGAGACGAUUUUGGACGAUUGAAAAAAUAGGUGUUUGUAAAAUAGUGUUGUUCAGAUUUUUGAAAAAAAAAUAUUUCGAAUAAACUUAUCGGUUCCAUUGUUGAUAAGUUAUUUUAACGUAAAACUUCUUGAAAGGAUUGUUCUCAAUUUACCUAAAUGUUCCAAUAACCCGGGGUUCAUUUUUUAAAACUCAUGUUUAUUGUUUGUUCCACUUUUCCGAAUAUUUUCGGAAAUCGAACGCAUUUAUCAUUCUCACAAACGAUUUUCCCUCCUUUUUCCAUAAUAUUGAUCACGGAUCAAAUGUAGAUAAAUGGACGUAGCGCCUACCGUUUACAAUUUAACCGGUGCUGGCUGACCGGCGAAUUUCGCCUUGCGCUCCUCAGCACGCUUCAGGGAUUCUUCCCGAGACAAGUUACCCUUCUUCGAGAAUCGUAGGUUGCGCAGGAAUUUCUGGCACAUCUAUUGGGGAGAAAGAGAUGAGAUUGUAAAAAGGUAGAAUUUUAAGUUUUUUUUUAUGAUUUUGGUGUCUGGGUUCACAUAGUAGAUGA